CUUUAUCACGACGACGCCAUCGCGGCGCCCCGCGUGAAGCUAUCACCAUGAUCCCCCGUGGUUCCUCUUUCAUCUUCCAAACACCCUAAUUACUCAAUCCCACGGUCCUGCAGUCAACCGCCAAAAUGACCUACGUCUACAAUUCCCAGCUGGACGCCUUCACCCUCUAUCACAUCCAAGAAGAAGAGUCUCCCUCUCGAUCCUCAAUCGGCCCCGCCCUCCCCGCCCUCGGCCACGCCCUCUCCGGCGCCGCAGGCACGGCCAUCUCCAAGCUCCUCAUCUACCCCCUCGACCUCGUCAUAACACGACUGCAAGUCCAAGCGCAAUUCCAGGACCCCUCCACUCCCACCCCUACCUCCGCCGACUACACCAGCCUCCUCGAUGCCGCCACGAAGAUCUACAACAACGAGGGCGGCAUCGCCGCCUUCUACAGCGGCGUCGUCCCCGACACCGCCAAGAGCGUCGCCGACAGCUUCCUCUUCUUCCUCGCCUACAACUACCUCCGCAGCCGCCGGCUCACCAGCCGCGGCAGCGCCCGCACGCUCCCCGCCCUCGACGAAAUCGCCGUCGGCAUGCUCGCCGGCGCCUUCUCGAAGCUCUGGACUACGCCCGUGCAGAACAUCGUCACGCGCAAGCAGACCGCCGCCAUGGUCGCCUCGCAGGACCCCAUGGCAACCGCCUCCCCGGACCUGAGCCUGAGGGACAUCGCGCUGCAGAUCCGGCACGAGAAGGGCCUGCAGGGGUUCUGGUCGGGGUAUUCGGCGAGCUUGGUGCUGACACUCAAUCCGGCGGUUACGUUUCUGCUGCAUAAAAUUUUGUUGAGGGCGUUGGUGCCCAGAGCGAGGCGCGAGGAUCCGGGCGCGCGGGUGACGUUCUUGGUCGCGGCGUUGAGUAAGAGUGUGGCGUCGGCGGUCACGUACCCGUUCUCGCUCGCGAAGACGCGGGCGCAGGUGUCGCGGCAGGCGCCGUCUGAGGCUGUGGGGCAGACGUCUGAGAGCGAGAAAAAGGUGGUUAAGGAGGGGGAGGCGUUAAUUGCGGCGAAGGCGAAGAGGGCGAGGCAGAGGACUGUGUUUAGCACCAUCCUUCGAGUCGCGAAGACAGAGGGUGUAGCGGCGCUGUAUCAUGGUCUAGGGGCGGAGAUGCUGAAGGGGUUCUUUUCGCAUGGGCUGACAAUGCUGAUGAAGGAUCGGAUCCAUGGGGUCAUCGUGAGCUUGUAUUAUCUGCUGUUGAAGGCUGCGAAGAAGUACCCUGGUCCAGACGAGAUCCGGGCGAUGGCGUCGAGACGGGCGAAUGGCGCGUAUGAAAGUGGGAAGGAGUUGGCGGGGAAUGCGUCGCAGUAUGCUGGGGACGUGGUGGCGAAUGGGAGGAGCCAGGCUGGGGAGUUGUUCGAGAAAGGGAGGGAGUUGGCGGGGAGUGCGGCGGAGCAGGCCAAGGGUGUAGUUGAGAAGGGGACCGACGGGGCGAAGGGGAUGAUUGGUAGUGGUAAGGAGGAAAAGUGAUGAUUGCUGAUGACUUCUGCACUGUAUUCUAUGAUGGAGACUGGGUCAAUCUUCUGUACAUAUGGGUAGGAUGUUUGAUUGCUGGGAGUUAAAAGCUGCUAGUUUGUGCUUUCAUGUUUCUCAGCGCUACUUUCUACGCUGUAUACUCUCAAGUUUCAAUCAUAUUUGGCAAGAACUUGAAGCAGUUCUACGCACUACACACUGUCGGCUG
Molecule: messenger RNA, 1710 nt
Organism: Mytilinidion resinicola
Lineage: Eukaryota; Fungi; Ascomycota; Dothideomycetes; Mytilinidiales; Mytilinidiaceae
Product: mitochondrial carrier
Exons: 2
Coding region: 126-1499 (457 amino acids)
Source: RefSeq, a predicted model, not a curated record